GGGCGGGAUCGGCGCGUCGUCCCCCGGUCCGGUCGCUGCCGGUGCGGUGCCGGUGCGGGAUGUGGCGGUGGCGGCCGUCGCCGCGGGCGCGGGGGGCGCUGUCGGGGGCUCCGUGCGUGGCGCUGGCGCUGGGCUGGGCGCUGGGCUGGGCUCUGGGCGCGGAGCCCCCGCACCGCUGCCGCCCCGACCCCGCGCUGCUGCCGCCGCCGCUGCGCCGCCUCCCGCCGCCCGCGCUGCUCCGCGCCGCCGUCCCGCGCCUCCGCGGCCGCUGGAGCCCCUGCCAGCUCUACCGCUACCGCGGCGGAGCCCGUCCCAACGGCACCGCGCCCUGCACCCGCGGGUGGCACUACGGGCUGCCCGCGGCGGGGCUGCGCUCCAACAUCGUCACCCAGUGGGACCUGGUGUGUGCCUCUCGCUGGAAGGUGCCCCUGGAGCAGACCACGCACUUGCUGGGCUGGACACUGGGCAGCGUCGCCGCCGGCCUGGCCUGCGACAGGUUCGGCCGCCGGGCCACCUUCCUGGUGUCCCUGGCGCUGGCAGUGCCCCUGGGCCUCGGCGUGGCGCUGGCUGUAGACUUCGUCAUGGUCCUGGUCACGCGACUGCUCUUUGGGGCAGCGCUGGCAGGCGCCUUCCUCUCCCUCUACGUGGCACGGCUGGAGCUGUGUGACCCCCCACAUCGCCUGGAGGUGACGAUGAUGGCUGGCUUCUUCUGGAUCGCCGGGGAGCUGCUGCUGCCGGGGCUGGCGGUGCUGUGCCGGGACUGGCGGGUGCUGCAGGGUGCCGUCACCAUGAUCCUGGCUCUGCUGGCUGCCUGCUGGUGGUGCCCGGCGCUGUUGCUGGAGUCGCCACACUGGCUUCUGGCCACGAGGCAGCUGGAGAAGGCCAGGAAGACCCUGCAGGCACUGGCCGAAAGCAGUUCACCCAGCUCCGAUGAAGGUUCCUGCCACCAGCAGAGCCUCCUGGCAGAGCUGGAGUCCCUGUCUGAGGGGUCCCCGCAGCCCCGGUACCACGCUGUCUGUGAGAUCUUUGGCACCAGGGUCAUCUGGAAGAAUGGCGUCAUCCUCGGCUUCACGGCGUUCAUCGGCUCUGGCAUUUGCCACUGCUUCACCCGCAAUCUGACCCCCCACCUGCCCCACUUCUUCUCUUCCUACUUCGUGCUGGUGAGCACCGAGGUGGCCGCCUGCCUCUUUGUUUGCCUGACAGCCGAGCGCUUCGGGCGCCGCGCCAUCCUCCUGCUCUGCACCGUCCUCACCGGCAUCUCCUCCCUGCUGCUGCUGGCCCUCACCCAGUACCUGCUGGAACUCAUUGUCCUGACCCUGUCUGUGGUGGGCACCACCGCCUCCUACGCCGUCACCAUGCUCAGCAUCUUCUUCGCCAGUGAGGUCCUCCCAACAGUGGUCAGGGGUGCCGGGCUGGGCCUCGUCGUGGGGGCCAGCUUUGUGGGCAAGGCAGCCGCCCCCAUCACCGCCAUCCCCAACAGCCGCGGGUUCUUCCUGCACCACAUGGUGUUCGCGUCCUUCGCCAUCCUCGCCGUGCUCAGCAUCAUGCUGCUGCCGGAGAGCCAGGGCCGCGGCCUGCCCCAGUCCCUGCAGGAUGGCGAGAGCCAGCGGCGGCCCCCGCUCUUCCGACGCCACCCCCGGGAGGACCACUUGCCCCUGCUUGCCCCCCAAGGCAUCCCACACGACUACUCCCGCCUCACCGCCUCCACCAAGAGGAUGCUGGGCUCCCCGGCCCCCCCCUGCCACACAUAGCCAUGUCCCCCCCGGGGCUCCCUGCUGGGGGGGGGCUGAACACAGUGCCAGGACCCCCACGGAGCACCGGGACCCCCAUCCGUGGGCGCUUCCCGGGGCGGCAGUGUGUACUGGGGACACGUGUGAUACCUGCGGGAAGGGGCAGUGCUCCCACCCCACGGUGGGGUCGGAUCCUGCCCCAGGAGGAGCUGUGCUGGGAGUCCUGGGGCAGGGGUGAUGCCCCCUCGGGGUGUUUGCGGUGGCGCUUGUGGGCUGACAAU
Cuculus canorus (common cuckoo) is the source of this 2011-nucleotide messenger RNA. It is a transcript of the gene SLC22A31, whose product is annotated as solute carrier family 22 member 31. Gene Ontology annotation, biological process: transmembrane transport. Gene Ontology annotation, cellular component: membrane. Lineage: Eukaryota; Metazoa; Chordata; Aves; Cuculiformes; Cuculidae. The transcript is spliced from 9 exons. Gene Ontology annotation, molecular function: transmembrane transporter activity. The coding region runs from base 60 to 1751 and encodes 563 amino acids. The record is from RefSeq and is a predicted model, not a curated record.